AUAUCCUUGCUUUACUCUUAUCCAAGUGAAUUUUAUUUACAGGUUCGAAAAAAUUUCUUCCCUCCACGGCCGCGUGGGAGAAAGAGAAAAAGGAGAUCUUCAAAUUCUGCCAAGAAACGACGCCUGACUACUUUAUCAGACAUCUGUGAAGAGAAUGUGGUUUUGAAAAGUGGUGGUGAUACUGCAGGGCCUUCAAAUAUCCGUACGGAUAGUGGUUUAGGAUCAAGUCAGGAGUUUUCAUGCAGGACGGAACCUAAAUGUGUAACUGAUUCACAAAAAGUACCUGGGGUCCCUAGCAGUAGCAACUCUGACAUAUGUAUGAUGUGCUUGGUGAAUCCAAAGAAUGGUAUAUUUGUCCAUGGCAAAAUAGGUCAUAUAUGUUGCUGUUAUAAGUGUGCAUUAAAAGUUUGGACAGGAGUUAGAAGGUGCCCUUGUUGCAAUUGUAAGGUUAACAAUGUGCUUAAGGCUAUAGUGUUAUGAAAUUGAACUGAAUU
This is a messenger RNA of Cryptotermes secundus, 494 nucleotides long. RefSeq names its product E3 ubiquitin-protein ligase Mdm2-like. The annotation marks the transcript as partial. Lineage: Eukaryota; Metazoa; Arthropoda; Insecta; Blattodea; Kalotermitidae. The record is from RefSeq and is a predicted model, not a curated record. The transcript has a single exon.